Molecule: messenger RNA, 1873 nt
Organism: Drosophila serrata
Lineage: Eukaryota; Metazoa; Arthropoda; Insecta; Diptera; Drosophilidae
Gene: Atg14
Product: autophagy related protein 14
Biological process (GO): mitophagy; cellular response to starvation; autophagosome assembly
Cellular component (GO): extrinsic component of omegasome membrane; phosphatidylinositol 3-kinase complex, class III; autophagosome
Molecular function (GO): phosphatidylinositol 3-kinase regulator activity; protein-membrane adaptor activity
Source: RefSeq, a predicted model, not a curated record
GUGAGACUCGAUGAAUUUGAUGUACCAUCGAUAUUUUUGCAGCUAUCUGAGAAAACAAUAACAAAAAUUUGUUAAAACACAAUAAACAAUUAAUUGCGAUGCGUUGGCCGUAAUGGCAAGUAGUUCCAGCUCCGACGAAAGCUGCAAAGCCCCCGACAACUUCCGCAUAUCGAGUGCCUCCACGAACGGCGAGGAGGAUGAAGCCAACGAUGUCGCAGGAUACAUAACAAAGAGAAGGCCCACCGUCAAGGCAAAGGAGCCUCUAAAGGCCAAUAUCAAGGAUGCAGGUGUUGGCAUGCGAUGUCCGCUGUGCCACAGCUGCAGCACCAACCGUUACCACUGUCGAAAUUGCGUUAGAAACGGAAACAUUACUCAUAGCCAGGCAGAGAGGCCGGAAAGUUUAACGGAGAAGCAGCAGCGCUACAUUAAUCUGCAGGCGGGGCUUAAGACCUUCAGCAGCCGCUAUGAAAGAUUGAUCGAACAGCACCGUUCCAAUGAGAAUCGCUUGAUGGCUAUCAAAGCGAAGAGAAAGCAACUGGAGUUGAUCCACCAGCUGAUCAACAGCACGGGCCACAGGCUCCGCGUGUUGGGUGAGCGGCGUGAUGAACUUCGACGGGCCAACGCCGAAAAGCGCAAGAACCUGCCGAAGUAUCCAGACAAGGUUAAGAUGCUGGAAGACUACGUACUGGACAGAGUUGAGAAGAUUGACACUCUGAGGGAAACCCAUAGUCAACUCCUAGAUGGCAUUAAACAGGCAGCACGCCGCGGGAUCCAGCAACUGGUCACCUAUAUAUUCCCCAUUGCGGAAGUGGUCCUCAAGGAGGAGCAGCAACGCAGGGCCAGCGUGGAGCGCAGCGAAGAGGCUGAAACCAUUGCAGCCCUGGCGGAUGCUAAAAACACCUCGUACAUACGCGGCAAGUGGGUGUUCCAUGGCAGCGGAAUCAGCGAGGUUCAGUACCGCAUCGUCGGACCUUCAUUGCCGGCCAAUGGUGAUUACACCGCCUACCUGGACUGGCUUGCGGACAACAAAGACGAUGUGCCGAAGGCCACGGCAAACGAGAUUACGCCGAGCAGAUUCGAGGCCUACCGAAUUGUCGGCGCUCUUACCUACACGGCGCAGCUGACACAGCUGCUUAGCUUCUACCUGAACGUGCGGCUGCCGCACAAGAUUGCCUACGGCGACUUCUGUCGCAAGCUGCUCAACGAAGAGCAGUUCCGGCGCAAGAUAUCGCGUCUCAACUCUAACAUCAUGUAUCUGGCCUACACACAGCAAGUAAAAUUGCGUGCGCUCAACGAACAGCACACGUUAGAAAACCUGCUGGCUAUCCUCGAUCUGGAGCGCAGCGAUCUGGGACGAUUCGGGCAUCUGGAUGUUACAAAUGCGCCGCUCAUGAAAUCGGUGGACUCUCUACUAAUCGGCAUUGAAACGGCCACCGAAUCGGAGUCGGAGGACGAAAACUCCCUGCGCAUGGACUGGGAGGCGGUGCCAAGCCUCACUCCGCAGCCGGAGCUAGCGGAUCCCAAUCAAUUGCCAGCGGCCAACCAGCAGUCGACUAUCGCCUUCGUGCGCAUGGCGGCCACGUCGGUGCUGCGCUGGAUAAAGUGAUCCAAGGUUCUCCGGCGAUAUCAGGCACGUGUGUUAUCCUUUACAAAUUAGGCUAAGUAAUCGUUUCUGUGACAGCGUGCAGUAGUCGCUGGUUUUAGCGUUAUCUCUCGGUUUACAGAACUAACAAUUUUGUGUAGUUCUAUAUACAUAUAUGUAUAUAAAUACAUAUAUAUAAAUGUGUAUGUUGUGUAAAAGGAGCACCUUGGUUUUACUUUUAUUACAUAACUUACUUGCUUUAUUUAAUAAAAAUGGUUCUCUAUAAAUAAA